UCGUGGCGCUAACACCUGUUGAAUUCGCGCUCUUAACAUUCUUUACCAGUUCAUUGUCUCAUACAAACGCAUUAAGGCAAACACAGGGGAAAAAAGAAACGAUAACAGAUUUCUAUUAAUGGUGGUUUUAUUUAAAGCAUAUUUUUAGGCAACAAGUGUUUACUUUACUUGCCACAUAUGCCAGGACAGGCAACGUAUGCGAGUAUUCGUCCAAGUGUUUUUGAGCAUGUGCGUGUGAAUGUAAAUAUAAAAGCAAAGUGGCAUAUGUCGAUAAUUGAUUUAAAAAAAUUUAAUUAAAACCAGAUAUAAAAAAUAAAAAACGAUAUUUAAAUUAAGUUACAGUGCAGCUUUUAAUAGAUAAUAUACAAAAGAAGGAGAAUAUAAACAUGUCUGAAUCCGAACAAACAAAACAAGAGGCAAAUACUACCAAUAAUGAAUCGCAAUAUAAUCAUCAAGCCUCAACACUCAAUCCGACCUACAAUCAACGACGUACCUCUAGUCCAAAUUAUGGUACAUCAAAUCGCAGCAUGAUUGCAGUAAUUGUCUAUUUGGCCUUGCUAUUGGAUAACGUUCUAUUAACAGUAAUUGUGCCCAUUUUGCCCGAUUAUCUUGCCACCAUAAACAAUCGUACGCUGCUGCCACCGACGGCAUUCACAUUGACAGGAACAGGAAAAACAACUGGGUCGGCAUCGUCGUCGUCGUCAGCAUCAGCAUCAGCAUCAGCAUCAUCAUCACCAUUCUCGUCGUCCUCAAAUAAUAAUAACACGCCAUUGUUCGGCAUGGGGUUGAAUAACAGUGGUGGUCCUGUCGUCAUUGAUACAAUGGCAUCAGCACAACAUAUGGCUUAUCGUAAUCUGGAUGGAACAGUUGCAGCAACAGUGGCAAAAACAAAAUCCGAACCGUUAACUGCACAGCAUCCUUCGCAAUACCAUUUCCCGCAUCAACAACAACAACAACAUGCUCAGCCGGUUCAGCAUGUCAUGACAAAGCAUCCGAUACCAGGCAAAUCGAUGGUUAAUUUUUCACUAAUACAUUUGGCAACGGAUGAUAAUGGAAAAUUGUUGAUAUCCACAUCGUCACUAACGGACCCAAGCAAUGGCGGAAAUGUCAUAAAAUUCUUCAAUAACAGCAAAGGAUCACGGGGACAAUUGAAGAAUGAUAAGUCCAGUUAUAACAUACGCCAGAGUGAAAUUGACACUGAGUCGCUAGAAAGUGAAAAUGGUUCCAUUGGUGUCUUGCUGGCCAUGAAAGCAUUGGUACAAUUGAUUUUCAAUCCAAUUGUGGGAAAUUUAUCGAUCAAGUAUGGCUAUCGUUUGCCCAUUGUAAUGGGUACAUUUUUCCUGCUCAUCUCUUCGUUGGUGUUUGCGGUUGGAGAAACCUAUGGCACCCUAUUAAUAGCACGUUCGGUACAAGGUAUUGGUUCAGCGUGUAUUGGCGUUUGUGGCAUGAGUCUGGUGGCUCAGCAUUACCCGGAAGAAGAACGUCGUUCGAAAAUAAUGGGCAUCAUAUUGGGUAGCAUUGCUUUGGGCGUAUUGCUUGGCUAUCCAUUUGGUGGAAUACUGUACGAUCUGUUUGGAAAAUCGGCACCCUUCAUAAUAUUAUCAACCAUUAUUUUUGUUAAUUUGGGUCUGCAACUUGUCACAAUGGAUUUAUCCGUACAAUCGGAGGUCAUUGUCGAUGUGGAUCAACAGCAAAAACCCAAAUGGAGGCCCCUGCUUCAAAGUAAAAUGAUUUUGGCCAUUGUCAUCGCCAUAUGGUUCUCAACAUCGACCAUGGCAAUAUUGGAACCAUGUUUACCGCUGUGGUUAAUGACGAACCUCAAACCGAAUAAAUGGCAGUUGGGAACAGUGUUUAUACCAGAUUCGGUGGGCUAUUUUGUCGGUACGAACUUUUUUGGUUCCAUUGCCUAUAGGUUUGGGCAAAUUAAGGUAUCAUGUAUAUCGCUGCUGCUUGUGGGCAUAUCAUCGAUUUUGAUACCAACGGCAACAACUGUUUCCCAACUCCUUUUGCCACAUUUUGGUCUGGGUCUAGGCAUUGGAAUUAUUGACGCCGCUCUUGUGCCAUUGUUGGCGACAUUUGUUGAUGCCACCUUAUCCGCUGAAGAUGAGCAAAUGGAAACAGCCGAUACCCGAAGUGCCCACUCUAUGUCAAGUUAUGGCAGUGUCUAUGCCAUACAACAAACCUCCGUCAGUUUGGCAUAUUGUUUGGCUCCACUGUUGGGUGGUGAAUUGGCCCAGGCAUUUGGCUUUGUUUGGCUAAUGCGAAUCGUCGGAAUUUUCAAUAUUGUCUAUGGUCCUAUAUUGGUGUAUCUCUAUUAUAAAUACGAUCCGAAGGUUUUACGUGAAAAACAACAUGAAAUGCUGUUAAGCUCAAGCGGUGGCAGCUAUGGACGAGGCAGUAAAUAUAAACAACUUUAUAAUGCCGUUGAAAAUGAAUAGAUGGACACCAAACUAUUCUAGUAUUCCGCAUAAAUAGUAAAUUUUAAAUAAAUAAUUUCUUCUAUAGCAAUAUUGUCAGAAUGUAUGAAUGUAUUUACAAUGUCCAUAUGAUUCCUAUGAAUGUUCAGUUUUUGAUGUUAAAAAGAAUCUCGAAAUAAAAUCAAAA
Molecule: messenger RNA, 2604 nt
Organism: Musca domestica (house fly)
Lineage: Eukaryota; Metazoa; Arthropoda; Insecta; Diptera; Muscidae
Gene: prt
Product: synaptic vesicular amine transporter
Exons: 8
Coding region: 387-2438 (683 amino acids)
Biological process (GO): transmembrane transport; aminergic neurotransmitter loading into synaptic vesicle
Cellular component (GO): terminal bouton; synaptic vesicle membrane
Molecular function (GO): serotonin:sodium:chloride symporter activity
Source: RefSeq, a predicted model, not a curated record